GGGGCUGGCCCCGAACGCGGUCCCGCCCGGCGCUUUCCUCUGCGGAGCUGCGGCGAGAGCGCGGCCCGGCCGAACGGGCGCGGGACGCGGAGCCCCCGACGGCGCGGCCAGCGGGCGCGCCCGCGCUCCCCGCACCCCGCCUGGCCCUGCCGGCCACCCCGGCGCGCAGCCUAGUCCCCCAGCGCCCUGCUCCGCCAGCGCCCCGUCCCGCCCGCACACCACCGCGAUGCGGCACGGCGUCGCCUGGGCGCUGCUGGUGGCCGCGGCCCUGGGGCUUGGGGCGCGCGGGGUGCGCGGCGAGGUGGCCCUUGCCGACUUCUACCCGUUCGGCGCCGAGCGCGGCGACGCCGUCACCCCCAAGCAGGACGACGGCGGCUCGGGGCUGCGGCCGCUCUCGGUGCCCUUCCCGUUCUUCGGUGCCGAGCACUCCGGACUCUACGUGAACAACAACGGGAUCAUCUCCUUCCUGAAGGAGGUUUCUCAGUUCACCCCAGUGGCCUUCCCCAUUGCCAAGGACCGCUGCGUGGUGGCAGCCUUCUGGGCAGAUGUGGACAACCGGCGUGCAGGCGACGUGUACUACCGGGAGGCCACCGACCCAGCCAUGCUACGCCGAGCCACGGAGGACGUCAGGCGCUACUUCCCCGAGCUCCUGGACUUCAAUGCCACCUGGGUUUUUGUCGCCACCUGGUACCGAGUGACCUUCUUUGGAGGCAGUUCCUCAUCCCCUGUCAACACAUUCCAGACUGUGCUCAUCACAGACGGCAAGCUCUCCUUCACCAUCUUCAACUAUGAGUCCAUCGUGUGGACCACAGGCACACACGCCAGCAGCGGGGGCAACGCCACUGGCCUCGGGGGCAUCGCAGCCCAGGCUGGCUUCAACGCAGGCGAUGGGCAGCGUUACUUCAGUAUCCCCGGCUCGCGCACAGCAGACAUGGCCGAGGUGGAGACCACCACCAACGUGGGUGUGCCCGGGCGCUGGGCGUUCAGAAUCGAUGAUGCCCAGGUGCGCGUGGGGGGCUGCGGCCAUACAACCUCCGUGUGCCUGGCCCUGCGCCCCUGCCUCAACGGCGGCAAGUGCAUCGACGACUGCGUCACGGGCAACCCCUCCUACACCUGCUCCUGCCUCUCGGGCUUCACGGGGCGGAGGUGCCACCUGGACGUGAACGAAUGUGCCUCCCAGCCCUGUCAGAAUGGCGGGACCUGUACUCACGGCAUCAACAGUUUCCGCUGCCAGUGCCCGACUGGCUUUGGGGGACCCACCUGUGAGACAGCCCAAUCCCCCUGUGACACCAAAGAGUGUCAACAUGGUGGCCAGUGCCAGGUGAAGAACGGCUCUGCGGUGUGUGUGUGCCAGGCCGGGUACACCGGAGCAGCCUGCGAGACAGAUGUGGACGACUGCAGCCCUGACCCCUGCCUGAAUGGAGGCUCUUGUGUUGACCUAGUGGGGAAUUACACCUGCUUGUGUGCCGAGCCCUUCAAGGGACUUCGCUGUGAGACAGGAGACCACCCAGUGCCAGACGCCUGCCUCUCGGCCCCUUGCCACAAUGGGGGCACCUGUGUGGAUGCGGACCAGGGCUACGUGUGCGAGUGCCCCGAAGGCUUCAUGGGCCUGGACUGCAGGGAGAGAGUCCCCGAUGACUGUGAGUGCCGCAACGGAGGCAGAUGCCUGGGCGCCAACACCACCCUCUGCCAGUGCCCCCCGGGAUUCUUUGGGCUUCUCUGUGAAUUUGAAAUCACAGCCAUGCCCUGCAACAUGAACACACAGUGCCCAGAUGGGGGCUACUGCAUGGAGCACGGCGGGAGCUACCUCUGCGUCUGCCACACCGACCACAAUGCCAGCCACUCCCUGCCAUCACCCUGCGACUCGGACCCCUGCUUCAACGGAGGCUCCUGCGAUGCCCAUGACGACUCCUACACCUGCGAGUGCCCGCGCGGGUUCCAUGGCAAGCACUGCGAGAAAGCCCGGCCACACCUGUGCAGCUCAGGGCCCUGCCGGAACGGGGGCACUUGCAAGGAGGCGGGCGGCGAGUACCACUGCAGCUGCCCCUACCGCUUCACUGGGAGGCACUGUGAGAUCGGGAAGCCAGACUCGUGUGCCUCUGGCCCCUGUCACAACGGCGGCACCUGCUUCCACUACAUUGGCAAAUACAAGUGUGACUGUCCCCCAGGCUUCUCCGGGCGGCACUGCGAGAUAGCCCCCUCCCCCUGCUUCCGGAGCCCGUGUGUGAAUGGGGGCACCUGCGAGGACCGGGGCACGGAUUUCUUCUGCCACUGCCAAGCAGGGUACAUGGGACGCCGGUGCCAGGCAGAGGUGGACUGUGGCCCCCCGGAAGAGGUGAAGCACGCCACACUGCGCUUCAACGGCACACGGCUGGGUGCGGUGGCCCUGUAUGCAUGUGACCGUGGCUACAGCCUGAGCGCCCCCAGCCGCAUCCGGGUCUGCCAGCCACAUGGUGUCUGGAGUGAGCCUCCCCAGUGCCUUGAAAUCGAUGAGUGCCAGUCUCAGCCGUGCCUGCAUGGGGGCUCUUGUCAGGACCGCGUUGCUGGGUACCUGUGCGUCUGCAGCACAGGUUAUGAGGGCGCCCACUGUGAGCUGGAGAGGGAUGAGUGCCGAGCUCACCCCUGCAGAAAUGGAGGCUCCUGCAGGAACCUCCCGGGGGCCUAUGUCUGCCGGUGCCCUGCAGGCUUCGUUGGAGUCCACUGUGAGACAGAGGUGGACGCCUGCGACUCCAGCCCCUGCCAGCACGGAGGCCGGUGUGAGAGCGGCGGCGGGGCCUACCUGUGCGUCUGCCCAGAGAGCUUCUUCGGCUACCACUGCGAGACAGUGAGUGACCCCUGCUUCUCCAGCCCCUGUGGGGGCCGUGGCUAUUGCCUGGCCAGCAACGGCUCCCACAGCUGCACCUGCAAAGUGGGCUACACGGGCAAGGACUGCGCCAAAGAGCUCUUCCCACCGACGGCCCUCAAGAUGGAGAGAGUGGAGGAGAGUGGGGUCUCUAUCUCCUGGAACCCGCCUGAUGGUCCAGCUGCCAGGCAGAUGCUUGAUGGCUACGCGGUCACCUACGUCUCCUCCGACGGCUCCUACCGCCGCACGGACUUUGUGGACAGGACCCGCUCCUCGCACCAGCUCCAGGCCCUGGCGGCCGGCAGGGCCUACAACAUCUCCGUCUUCUCAGUGAAGCGAAACAGUAACAACAAGAAUGACAUCAGCAGGCCUGCCGUGCUGCUGGCCCGCACGCGACCCCGCCCUGUGGAAGGCUUCGAGGUCACCAAUGUGACGGCUAGCACCAUCUCAGUGCAGUGGGCCCUGCACAGGAUCCGCCAUGCCACCGUCAGUGGGGUCCGUGUGUCCAUCCGCCACCCUGAGGCCCUCAGGGACCAGGCCACCGAUGUGGACAGGAGUGUGGACAGGUUCACCUUUAGGGCCCUGCUGCCUGGGAGGAGGUACACCAUCCAGCUGACCACCCUCAGUGGGCUCAGGGGAGAGGAGCACCCCACAGAGAGCCUGGCCACCGCGCCGACGCACGUGUGGACCCGGCCCCUGCCUCCAGCAAACCUGACCGCCGCCCGAGUCACCGCCACCUCUGCCCACGUGGUCUGGGAUGCCCCGACUCCAGGCAGCUUGCUGGAGGCUUAUGUCAUCAAUGUGACCACCAGCCAGAGCACCAAGAGCCGCUAUGUCCCCAAUGGGAAGCUGGCGUCCUACACGGUGCGCGACCUGCUGCCGGGACGGCGGUACCAGCUCUCUGUGAUAGCAGUGCAGAGCACGGAGCUCGGGCCGCAGCACAGCGAGCCCGCCCACCUCUACAUCAUCACCUCCCCCAGGGAUGGCGCCGACAGACGCUGGCACCAGGGAGGACACCACCCUCGGGUGCUCAGGAACAGACCGCCCCCGGCGCGCCUGCCGGAGCUGCGCCUGCUCAAUGACCACAGCGCCCCCGAGACCCCCUCCCAGCCCCCCAGGUUCUCGGAGCUUGUGGACGGCAGAGGAAGAGUGAGCGCCAGGUUCGGUGGCUCACCCAGCAAAGCAGCCACCGUGAGAUCACAACCCACAGCCUCGGCGCAGCUCGAGAACAUGGAGGAAGCCCCCAAGCAGGUCAGCCUGGCCCUCCAGCUCCCUGAACACGGCAACAAGGACAUCGGAAACGUCCCUGGCAACUGUUCAGAAAACCCCUGUCAGAACGGAGGCACUUGUGUGCCGGGCGCAGACGCCCACAGCUGUGACUGCGGGCCAGGGUUCAAAGGCAGACGCUGCGAGCUCGGUAUAAAAGAGUCUACAGAGUUCACCAAGACAUCUGCUUCAAAGAGAGCUGUGAAAGCACAAGCCUCAAGAAGACCCCAAACAGGAAACAAAGUAAGAGUCAGACACUGGAGAAAUCUUAAGGAUUUAAGACGUUCUUGUUACACUCCACCAACCUCACGAGUUUCUAACACCCAGAAGAUGAGGCCUAAAAACUGGAUGAAAAAGGACACACUGAGAGAAAAGGUCCUAGCUGGAGUCAGUCAGUCCCCUCUGUGACCUCUCUCCUCAGGCCUCUAGAGGACAGACGGCCAGGCCUGUGCACACACCAGCCCGCCCUGAGAGACCCCUCUGGGACCAACCACCUAUGAGUCCUGCGAUGCGUUUAAGCAGCCUGUGCCCUCACCCAGGCUGCAGUUCCUGAAGGUGUGGUCUGUGCCUCUGCGGAUGAGAUGACAGCUCGCCAUUCCCCGGGAUCAGUGAGGCUGUCAGUCAGCCACGCUUCUGCAGUAUGCAGAAACCUGUUCUUAGACUCCAAAGCCAGAGAAAGAAUUCUUCCUUCGAGGCCUAACAGAUUGAGAAGGAACUGUGAUGGACCACUUCCAAAACAGAGAGAGAGGGCAGGGGCUGAAGGGCAGAGACCAGGUGAUGUCAGAAGGAAAGCCAGGUUGCAGACACAGCCGCCCCUGCUCUGGUCCUCCAGCGUGUUUAUGACGCUCGUGCAGGUCGACGAGCCAUCCUAUGGACUAGUUAACACUAAGGUGGAGUUCAGACUUUUUUAGACAACAGCGCGACUGGCAGCCUUUCUCUAUCAAGGGUCAGACGGUAAACAUUUUCAGCUUUGCAGACCAGAGGCCCCUGUGGCUACAGUAGCACAGACACAGCCACAGGCAUGUCAUUGAAUGGCUGUGGCUAUGUUCCAAUAAAAACUUAUUUACAAUAACAGGUGGUGGCCAAAUUGGCCCAUGGGCCUUAUUUGGUGAACCCUGUUCUAUGAGAUCACCUAGGCUUCAGCCUUAAACAGUGGAAGCCAUCCCCUGAAUGACAAGUCACAAGGGUAUCAAAGAAAGACCCCUGAAUUUUCAUGGAAAAAGCUAUCCAGACCCCUGCUUGGAAAGCUAAGGCACACUGCCACGAAGCAGCAAGGACGCCUUACAAGUCUCAGUGCAACAGAGAUGGACACCUGGGCUGGGCUGGACAAUGUUUAAGUUCCUUUUAGUCCAUGACUCAAGUAAUACUGUUUUAGGCUAUCAGGUAGUAAACACGAUCUUAGACAUCCCCAUCUUCGUAAGCAGAACAGUACGGCACUUCACCACAUCUGCUUCCCACCAUGCUUCUAAGCAGCUGUCUUCCCCCUGCUAAUGUUACAACCAAAGCAGCCACCCCACCUCCUCUCGUGUUGAGCCUCACGAUGGCUGACCCAGCUGGAAAGCCAGCGCCCUGCCGCGUCACCCUGACUCUGCUCAGAGCCAGCAUUCCAGCCACAAAGAGGGCCUCCUUCCUUUCCUCUUUUAUAAAAAUGUUUUUUGAAGAGUUAGAGUAUAUUUUAGGCUUUUUAUCUUUAUUAAAAUUUCAUGUGCA
Gorilla gorilla gorilla (western lowland gorilla) is the source of this 5818-nucleotide messenger RNA. It is a transcript of the gene SNED1, whose product is annotated as sushi, nidogen and EGF like domains 1. Gene Ontology annotation, molecular function: calcium ion binding; Notch binding. The coding region runs from base 227 to 4516 and encodes 1429 amino acids. The transcript has 31 exons. Gene Ontology annotation, biological process: cell-matrix adhesion; Notch signaling pathway. The record is from RefSeq and is a predicted model, not a curated record. Lineage: Eukaryota; Metazoa; Chordata; Mammalia; Primates; Hominidae.